This is a messenger RNA of Schistosoma haematobium, 5876 nucleotides long. It is a transcript of the gene CWC24, whose product is annotated as RNA-splicing factor. The record is from RefSeq and is a predicted model, not a curated record. The transcript is spliced from 12 exons. Gene Ontology annotation, biological process: snoRNA splicing. NCBI's taxonomy places the organism in Eukaryota, Metazoa, Platyhelminthes, Trematoda, Strigeidida, Schistosomatidae. Gene Ontology annotation, molecular function: RNA polymerase II CTD heptapeptide repeat phosphatase activity; RNA polymerase core enzyme binding; metal ion binding. Bases 3778 to 5169 code for a protein of 463 amino acids. Gene Ontology annotation, cellular component: nucleus; cytoplasm; U2-type spliceosomal complex.
GCUGGCGGUCGCUUCGUUUGCCGCUGAAGAGUAAGGUAAGAUUGACGCAGACUAGGGCAUGAUCAGAGUCCAGAUAGGUACUCCAAAAGGAGCGGCAGUCUUGUACACAACCACGUCAGCGGUAGCUGAUCGCGAUGUGAUCAAUCUGAGUCCAGGCUUGAGAUGCAGAGGGAGGACGCCAGGUGGCACAUCGGCGAUGACUGUGUCGGAAGUUAGUGCUAGCCAGAAACAGGUUGUGGUCUGUGCAAAGUUGCUGUAGACGGUCCCCGUUAUCUGUCCUGCGAUCGACAAGUCCCCAUUGGCCACCUAAACGACUCUCUUCUGUACUAUAAUAUCUAUCGAACGCACUUUCUGGAGAACAGUCAACUGGUGGUGGAAUUCGUCCUUGACUGCAUCCGGGCUGCAAUCUAUCAAGGCAUAACCGAAGAUGACGAAAAGACAUCGUUUCUCACGCCGAUUUCUUCUCACUUUGAUGGAACUUUCUAAUCUAACAGCACAUAACUGACUGUUAAUGGGGAUUCAAUCGAUUAGUGCUGCCUCAGCUCUAGCGCUUAGUGCGACACCAACGCCAGCAAGACCAGACGAAGAUGCCACUGCGUCCCCGGAUAAGCAUACGUAAAACAAGCUUUUCGAAGCGACAGAUGGAGAGCGAAUUUCUAGUACUUCACCAGAUUCUUGAAUAUGGGUCUCGGCUAGACAACAAACGUCGAUAUUAAGACGUUCCACAGACAUAAUCAGCCCUAUCUGUUGUCCGACCUGCAUAAGUGUGCGAACGUUGAAUGCAGCCAGUUUGAAUGGUGCACGUGGUUUCAGAAAAGCUGCUUCAGUACUCAUAUUCGGUGGUAACAUUCAAUUUUCAACCGGACAGUGAUUCGAGAACGUUUAGAGAGAGUCGAAAUUCCACCAUAGACGAGCUGCUGUAUAAGUCAAAAAAAUAAGUAUCGACAGAGUAGGAAUAAAAGGGGGUGAAUAAUGACGUAGUAAAUAAUAAUAAUAAUAAUAAUAAUAAUAAUAAUAAUAAUAAUAAUAAUAAUAAUAAUUUGAAUCAUUUGAUUGUUAGUCGAAGCAAGAAAAGUAGUUUCCACAAAUUUAGACAUUUCAUCAUAUUUGUGUGUGGGCUGUAAUACUACCCGGGUGCCCAGACCGAGGCAGGUGGUUUCCUUAGGGGGCCACACCCCGAGCCUUUGACCUAAAGGUCUGGCCCACAGGGCAGUGGAGCAUCAUGAGGAGAUGCAGUCCCAUGGUAGCCGGUGACCGAAAAUUGGUUCAUACGCCAUUUGUUCCUGCAGGAUACUGGAGCCCAUGUGCACCAUUGAUUCGGUUUGGGAUCCGGUUAAAGGCUGUUUGAAUGGCACACGUCGGUUCAGAAAAGCUAAUUCAUAAUUUUUAUUCAUUGGUAACAGUGAAAUUUCGACCAGUCAGUGGCUGGAGUUCGUUUUAUGUAGAAAGAAAUUUCCACUUUAGGCGAGUUUUCAGAAUUGGAAAAUAAAGAGCAAACACAACGGUAAUGAGAGAAAGUAGAAAAAUAGGGAAUUUUAGAAUUACUUUGUAUUUAAUUAAGUAAAUGGAAUAGUCGUUUGUGUAAUUAAUAGGUUCAGACAAAAGGAUUUCGUUCAUUAGUAAUCAUCAUAGUUGUGCUGGCUCGAAUACUACUCGGGUACCUAGACCGAAGUAGGCUUUGUGCAAAUAUAUCCACCUCUUUUUCGGAAACUCCCUGCUGUAAUUAGAACUGUACGUGCCAGGAUCUCAUCUUUGCGUAAAGAGAAAUCAAAUGAAAUCUAGUGGUCACCAUUGUACAUUAGAUUCAAGGAACUUGAUUUUAUUGCCCAUUAUUACAGAAGUUAGUGCUAAGCUUGUAACAGUCUGUUUUUAUUUUUCAUCUAGAUACUAAGUAUGACUGAAAACGUGAGCGAAAGUUGUGUCUUCUUUAAAAAACGUAGUCGAAAAAAUAUACGACAAAAAGAGGGUUCUUCUAGUGAAGAUGAAGCAGUCAUAAAAACUCAGAAAAGACGUCAGAUUAAUAAUAUGCUGUAUCAACAGACUUCAAAGUUUAGUGGUAACAAAAACUGCUCAUCUGAUGAUGAUUCUGAUAAGUUUGAUAACAGCACUCCUAAUACCGUCACUUAUAAGGCUUCUCAUUCUAAGGAAUCUAGGAUAACAAAAGAGCAUAUUGCAACUGCUACUGUGGAGAUCGAUACCGAUGUGAACUGUGAUGCGCAAGCUAUCUUUGAAAAGGCUCAAAAAUUAAACCAGGAAUCUCAUAAUCGUAAUAUAUAUAAGGGACUUAACAAUUAUGCUCAGUACAUUGAAAAGAAAGACACUGUUAUGGGCAAUGCAUCUAGUGGCUUCAACCGUAAAGGUCCUAUGCGAGCGCCAGCCAAUUUAAGAGCUACUGUAAGAUGGGAUUAUCAACCGGAUAUUUGUAAAGACUACAAAGAAACAGGAUUUUGUAGUUUUGGGGAUAGCUGCAAGUUUCUGCAUGACAGAUCAGACUAUAAACAUGGUUGGCAAAUAGAACAAGAAUUAGCCGAGGGAGUGUAUGGAAUUGAUGGUGAAGACAAUCGUUACGAGAUAUCGCACAACUCUUCUGAAGACGAAGGCUUUGAAGAUAUCCCAUUAUCUUGCAUGAUUUGUCGCAAAGACUAUAAAGACCCAGUUGUAACCAUAUGUAAACAUUACUUUUGUAGUGAUUGUGCUCUUCAGCGAUAUAAAAAAACUGCACGGUGCUACGCAUGCACUACAGAUACCAAAGGCUUCUUCAAAUUUGCCAAGAAUCUAUUGUCUCGUAUUACUAUACUGCGUGAAAAAAAGAAGAAGCAUUCUGAAUUAAGCGAAAGUGAUCAUGAAGAUCAACAUCAUUCCUGUUCUCAUUCUCCUGUUCAAUGUAAAGGAGAACAAAGUGAUAAAGGUGACUUUCUUAACAAAAGUGUGGAGGCUGGUUGGGUUCCAACCAAUAAAGUCCAACUUCCAAAAUCAUCAGAGCCGAAUUGGGCCAAACCCGAAGCACCAGAAUAUUGCGAUUCCGAUGAAGAAAGCGAUUAAAACGUUACCGCUACACACAAAUGCACAAAUAUGUAUAUACAUCUGAAAUACACAAUUAAAAUCACUCAACUUUUUUUCCCUUCAUUUUGUUCCGCUUGCUUAAUAUCUGCAUUUUUUUUAGGAUAAUGGAUGAUUUUUAUGAAGUUUUAGGGUGUACCAUGGAUGCUACAGAAGACGAAAUCAAACGAAUUGUUAACGAAGCUCGACUUAAGUUCCAUCCAGAUAAAAAUCCAGAUGUUUCAAAUAGAAAAUUCUUGGUCGUAGAAAGGGCAUGGAGUGUUUUGCGAUAUCCAGAAAAACGUAAAGCUUAUGACGCUUUGUUGAAACAACAUAAAAUUAUAUCUCACUCUGCUGGAUUGCCUAUACAGUCUGACGUAUCAUUUGACCAAUUUCAUGAUGAAAGCGAAUCCGUUCAUGACGUAGAUUUACAAUCCCACAAUCAAGAGUGUCACUGUUAUUGGUUUCCUUGUCGCUGCGGUGGAAGUCAUGUCUUAGACGACCUUGCUGUACUAUGCCAAGUCCCGUAUGCAAAGUGUACAAACUGUUCUUUACUCGUGCAUGUUUCAUACCCUGAAUCUCAUUGAUCAAAAAAUCUCGAGAUAUGCUUUUCUGUUAUUUGUGUUUUCUUAUUGUGUUGCGUUUUUGCGAAUAUAUGUGUGUAUAUUUCUGUAAUUAUUGUUUUACCAAAUCCCCUUGGAUUCAUCUUGCUUAUCUUUUAGAUUUUACUAAUUUUAGAUGUCUUCAGACGGGAAUGAUGAAUUCGAUGUUCCCUCUGCCCCUCCACCUUUCAAGGGAUUAGAAAAAGAUAAAGUCGAGACGAGAAAGCGACAAGCACUGUUUCUCCGUCAAGCUUUACGGAUCGUUGAAAGAUUCGCUCACAAUCCUGUGAAUACUGAUAUGCUGGCUUAUGCUUUACCAUGGUUGGAACGUGAACAAUAUGACGAUAUCUCGAUAGAGCGAAACGCUUAUGGAAAUUGUGGUUAUGUAUUAUGUUCCAAGCCGAAAGGUCAAACCAAUAAACAAAAGUACCGUAUCUGCACAACCACUCGGAGAGUAUACGAUAUUACCAAGCGUCAACCAUUUUGCUCAGACUGGUGUUACCGUGCUUCAUGUUACAUACGCAAACAGAUUUCUAAAGAACCAGCAUGGUGCCGUUCAGCAGAUAGUUUAAAACCAUGUCACAUAAGUUUGCUACCUCCUAAUGUUCCAGGACAUGUUGGUAAAGUGAUUUUAGAUGUACAGAAUCGUUUACUCUUAAAUGGAUCUGAAAGUGAUUCAAGUAUUGAAAACGAACUUAAUGUGAAUACUGAAUCCGAAUCUAUUGACUUGUCAAGUAGUACAUUGGAAUAUUCACGUAAGGAGCUCGAGAAACUGGCACUUGGAACAAAUAAUGAAAAUAGCAUCGUAGUUCGUGACAUUUGUCCACAUGCAUUAGACUCUGUUGAAUCUACAGUUACAUCUUAUGAUAAUCAGUCAGAAAUGUAUCUCAAGUCUCCAUCAGAUUGCGAACAACUGUUGGAUAACCAAAAUGUUUCUACUAAUCUAUGCGACAAACUUUCAAAACGUUUACAAGAGUGGCUAACUGAAAAAGCAUUUGUGAUUCUCACCACCUAUACAUUUACAUCUGAGGAACCAACUUCGGUUGAUGGGUUACAUAGCAAAAUUUUGCAGCAAUUUUUCUUAAAACAUGUAUCAUCAAAAGAAGAAACCCGGGAGAAAACUCAAUUUUCUGACUAUCCGCUUACCUGUGUUCUACCACUUGUUGAUUCGGUUUCUCCUGAAGUUCUCCGUAGACAAAUCCUACUGGAUGAUCUCAAAAAAAGCAUGCAUCCAAUAUUAGAUGCUUUAAAAAUAAAUAUUCAUUGUGUAUACAGAAGAUUAGAAAAUUCUGUGCUUUAUUUUAAUCUUACAAGUAAGAACGUACAUAUGAACCAAAACGAAAGUCAAUUAAUGGCUUUAGUGAUCUUAUUCCUCAUGGCAAACGUAGAACCUGCUUUGGCCCAACUCACAAAUGACGAAUGUAUAACUAGAUUUCUAAAUUCAAUAAAUGGACCGUCUUUGUUACUGUUUAAAAAUAAGAUCAUAAACCAGGCGAUGACUCUGUACCGUUAUGAUUCGGAUGACUAAUCUAUUUCAGAACCUUAAUGCAUCAAAGGACUUAUCCCUGUUCCGAAAUGUUGGAUUUUUUGGUAGCCAACAGCUUCAUGUUUGGCCCUAAACAUUCACAUCGUUUUAUGACGGAUGUUAGCUAGAGGAAAAACUGAUAUGUCAAGAUCUACAUUGGCAAACACUGAACUUGGUGGUUAAUGCAGUUGUAAAAUAGUAAAUAUUUUAUAACACAAACCAAUAUUACUUUCUCCGUGUACAUGUGCUGCUCAUUACUUUUGUACAACAAAUAAUUUAAAUGAAAGUGAUGAGAGAUUUUUGUAAAGAUUAAGAUAUUACUAGCGCUGCAAAAAUGACCAACGUUUAUGGAUUUUAGUAACGAUCUAAUAAAGUACUGAGAUGUUUCACUAAUGUUAAUCGCUCUAUUUCAUUGUCACAUUUAGUACUAUAUGAAUCCUAUACUACUUUUUUGUUUAGAUCUAUAGAAUAGUAUCAUUUUAAAAUAUGCUUAUAAUAUUCUACAGUACUGCGUAUUCAGAUGAUAUGCUAGAUGUUAUACUACUUAGAAAACUGCACUUCUUGGGAUGAUCGAAUUUCCCAGUUAGAGUGUAGAAUAUGAAGAAAUUAUUUUAAUUGUAAAUAAUGCUUAAGAUCGAUUCACUUAAGAUUUGCAAGGUAAAGACGUAAGCACAACAAAAAAUUGACGUCUCAACGGUGUUAUGGGAAGC